CGUCUGCACCGCUGCACAAACAACACGUCACUCCGGCCACGCCUGCUGACGAACGUCGGUUCGCCAAAGAUCAAAAUGGGGAGAACGUUCCGACGAGGACGUUUCAAAAAAUGACCUUGUCGUGUGAUUCCUGCCCCGGUGUGCUCCGGUAAUAUUUCCUUUACGAUACGAUUGAUGACGUAUUAUCCUGCGGCUGUAGCCAUAAACACGAUGCGGGAUUGCUGGCGGGGUGUGUAUAAGUUAACCCCCCCCCUCUCUUGUGAAGUGGUAUCGCCUGAUGUACUUCGCCAGGCUGGCCGAGACGGGCCGGGCUGAUCAGACAGACCGAGCAGAGGGGCUACGGAACAGGAGGCUCGGCGUUACUGUGAUGGUGUAAAGAAAAACAACAAUAAAUGCCAAAUAACGAUUGACAUAACACGUGUACGUCAACAUUCUAGCGUUGUCGCUGGCUACCAUAUCACUUAAGCGAUGUCAACCCCGGCAAGAAGACGUCUUAUGAGAGAUUUUAAACGGCUACAAGAAGACCCCCCAGCUGGUGUCAGUGGUGCCCCAUCUGAAAACAACAUUAUGGUGUGGAAUGCUGUCAUAUUUGGACCGGAAGGAACACCUUUUGAAGAUGGUACAUUUAAACUCACCGUAGAGUUCACAGAGGAAUACCCUAACAAACCCCCCACAGUACGAUUUGUGUCCAAGAUGUUCCAUCCAAAUGUUUAUGCAGAUGGCAGUAUAUGUUUGGACAUCCUACAGAAUCGUUGGAGUCCCACAUAUGAUGUAUCUUCUAUUCUUACUUCUAUCCAGUCCCUGCUUGAUGAACCGAACCCCAACAGUCCAGCCAACAGUCAGGCAGCUCAGCUUUACCAGGAAAAUAAGCGGGAGUAUGAGAAGCGUGUGUCGGCCAUCGUAGAACAGAGCUGGAGAGACAGUUGACCACCUUAUCUUCAUAGUUACUCUCUUUCCAAUGUUGAGCUGUGUGCUGCAAGUUUUAGUGGAGUACCUCUUAAUAUUUUUUUUUCUGGACCCCUCACAUUUUUGAUUUUAAGCACUUUACCUUCACCUUCCGUUCAUAGAAUGCCCCCCUCCCUUUUUUUUUUUUUGGUCAAUUAGGGGAAUUAUGUGCUGAAUCCCAUCUUUUUCAAAUCUGUUCAUAUGGACUGUUUUUGGCCAUCUGCUAACAAUGGUUGUGUGUGUGUGUGUGUGUGUGUGUGUGUGUGUGUGUGUGUGUGUGUGUGUGUGUGCUAUCUUGCUGUAAUAAUUUUCCUGACUUAAUAUGUGAAAUGUUUUUGGAUGAUAAAUCCACAAGUCACAAAAGGGUCCUUUUUCAGUCUGCAGCCCCGACUUUUUUUUUGUCUGGUUCAUUAUCCCCAAGCAGUUUCUGUGCUCCAGUUGGAUUAGUCGUCUUUCCCUGGCAAAAUUUGCAGCCCGAACAUCUUGGACUAGAACUUGAUCUGGCCCACAUCUUUAAACCAUGUCUUUGCUGUGUUGUGAACUGUUACAUGCAUGACAGAAAGUGUAUUCACGUUCCUGUUCAGUACUAUCGUUCCUGUUCAGUACUCAUGUAUAUAUAUAUAAAAAAAAAAUUCAUCUGAAUUUAUGUACAGAUUUUGCACUGGUUGUCCCCUGUCAUUUUUUUCAGCACUUGUAAAUAAAAAACAAAAAAAAGCCAACUUAGACCUUUUGAAAAUUUUCUAAGAAAGUCCCGGUUCGGUGUCAGUGGCUAACGUUUCAUUUCUUUCCCAUUUUCUACCAGCCGAUUUUUUUUUAUGAUCAUAAGUAGCACAUAAUCUAACAUUUGAAGACACUCAACGCAAGGAAACCACUAAGAUUCAAGUGUGUUGCGCCUUCGUCAGCACGAAAAACGUGGGACGACCAACUAGAAGAGUUCAGAGUGCAGAUCCCCGCCACGUGCAUCG
Lampris incognitus (smalleye Pacific opah) is the source of this 1910-nucleotide messenger RNA. It is a transcript of the gene ube2al, whose product is annotated as ubiquitin conjugating enzyme E2 A, like. NCBI's taxonomy places the organism in Eukaryota, Metazoa, Chordata, Actinopteri, Lampriformes, Lampridae. Gene Ontology annotation, molecular function: ubiquitin conjugating enzyme activity. The transcript has 6 exons. The record is from RefSeq and is a predicted model, not a curated record. Gene Ontology annotation, biological process: protein polyubiquitination; proteasome-mediated ubiquitin-dependent protein catabolic process; DNA repair. The coding region runs from base 469 to 927 and encodes 152 amino acids. Gene Ontology annotation, cellular component: HULC complex.